This is a messenger RNA of Moneuplotes crassus, 1555 nucleotides long. The record is from the annotation of a GenBank genome assembly. NCBI's taxonomy places the organism in Eukaryota, Ciliophora, Spirotrichea, Euplotida, Euplotidae.
UUUUUAAAUUGAUUAUUUUAAACAGAAGAAUGAUGGACCAAUAUGGGUUAGGCACUACAUUAUACAUGGACACCAUGCCUGGACCUGGAUCGUAUGACAUAGACCAUACCUCUAUUGAGAAGAGAUUGAAGACAUCCCAUUCAGCAGAAAGAGCUAAGAAUAGUGCACUACGCACGUCUCAGAAUAAGACCCGAAAUCAUAACAUCAAAAACACUGAAAUUCAGAAUAAAACUGUUGGGCCAGGGGAUUACUAUAAAGAACUUGACUGGGCUAAAGACAAGAAAAUGAGACCCAGGACCAAGCAUUAUUCUCCAGUCAAGAGGAAGAAGAAGACAGUCUCUUCUAUUCCUAUUAAGAAGAACAAGCAGCAGAAGUAUACUGGAUGUGGGGAGGAUCGACCAGGACCUGGCUGAUAUUACCCCCAGAUCUCAAGUCUCAAGCAUGCUAAUUAUUCUCACUUUGGCAAGUCAAAAGCUGGCCUUCAAAAACAUGAGCAGAAAGAGCAAGAUAUUGGCCCUGGGAAGUAUAAUACCAUCUUGAAAUCAAAGAAGAAUUUCCAUGUCACAGGGGGAUCUUCCAUGUUCUUGUCUAGGGUACAAAGAAUUCCCUCCCAGAAGGCAAAGAAAAGAGGUAAAAGAAAAGAAAUAAAGCAAAUUUCUCAAUUUGAUACACAUAAAAACUCGAUAAAGGAAUUCGAUGACUUGGACGAGCAAUUUCGGAAAUAACUACCUGAACAAAGAUCUCGGGUUCAUGACUGGUACAAAAAGGGAAGGGCAAUGGCUAAAUUCUGUUCAAAAUCCUUUUACUAAACAAUAUGAGAAGUUAGAGCCUAGCCUGGAAGCUCUAAAUAUAAUGAAGAAGAAGAAAGUUGAUAAAAUUAGACGCAAGAUUUUAAGUAAAAAGAGAAAGGCACUUAACCCUCCCUUUAAUGUGUGCGAAAAUAGGAGCUUUGAGUACUUGGGCAAGACUUUAGGACCAGGUCCAGGGACUUAUAUAAACGUUAAUGAUCCUAAAUUCUCAUCUGUUCUUCACAAACACACUACUUAUGGUAAUCCUAAUAUUGAGCUGAUGAAGGCUAAUUCAGGGAGCAAUAACUUCGGCUCAAGUAUUGACAGGUUUAACAAUCCUGAUUAUAAGAAGAAUAUUGAGACACCUGGACCAGGUGCUUAUACAAAGCCAAUUACAAGGAAUGACAAUAGCAACGAUGUUAUCCUCAAUCAGACUGUUCAAGAAGAGAAAAGGGAGCAAUUUAAUUUUAAAUCAAAGACAAACAGGUUUACUGUUGAAGGAAGGGAGAGCAACUCUUUGAAUAGGUCAAGAAAUAAGGAUAAAAAUCUGCCUUUGAAAUCCAUUACAAUCAACACGCAGCAGUCAAAUCCCAGAUUCUUUAUGCCAUUGGCAACAGAUACAAGCUAUUUCAAGGAUUACAAGUCCAGUGAGGAGUUGGAGAAGGUUCCGUUUGGGUCUAACACCCUUCGGUUUAUGUUUAAGCAGCUCUUUUAUGGCCAUGAACUCCAGGACACGCCUGGGCCUGGCUACUAUGCUGAUUAAGUUG